AGAAAAAAAACGAUACAACAUUCAUUCCUUAUCAAAUUUUUCUGCAAUUCCACGCCUAACAAAUUCAAGUUCAACCUCACUCAAACCUCCUCCAACCAAGAAAAAUGUCGUUUCUCACCACCCCAACAAUUCUCCUAUCACUUUUCCCCGCUUUAGCCUUGACUUUGAUUUGCUACUCAUGUCAGAACGGUUACGAAGCCGAAACGCCUUGUAGCGAUUUACUACCAAUCGGUAUGUGGGAAAGAUGCGACAAACCCAACUCGCAAUGUGUGCAGGCAAUCGAAUGGUUUCAAAACGGUGCUUUACGUCUAGCUGUACGUCAGUGUUGGACCCCGAGUGCCAACAACACGAAAAAUUUUUGCCAAAGUUAUAGAAAUAAACAGGGGAAGUUGAAAUUCUGCGAAGUUUGCACAAGCGACUUGUGCAACAACAAAAACUUGUACAAACCGUUGAAAACCUGUGGUUCAAACAGUUCCACAAGGCGCAACAACUACAAACCUAAUCAUUAAAAAUAGAUAAAAAAAAUAAUUGUUACUUUAUCACCCUAUAAAUAGUAAAGGAGUGGCGUUUUUCGCGCAAUUGUCACAAUGAAACGUUUCGUUUUGUUUGCAAUACUCCCAGCUUUAGGGUUUACUUUCUUGUGUUACAACUGUCAAAACAGUUACGAGGUUGAAGGGACGUGUAGUACUUGGUUACCAUACGGUAAUUUCCUAGAAUGUGAGGGUAAAGGGGCCCAAUGUUACCAAAGCAUUGAAUGGUUUCAAAAUGGGUCCUUGCGUUUGGUUAGGAGAGGUUGUUAUAAGCCGGGCAAUAAAACAGGGUCGUACUGUGACACUUACGAUAACCCAGUUGGUGAAUUAAAAUCUUGCAAAACUUGCAAAAGUGAUUUAUGUAACAUGGAAAAAAUUCUCAAGGCGAAGAAAGCUUGUGUCCCUGAAUUACUUAUCACUGUGAAAUAAAUUCCAACUUACAAUUC
Molecule: messenger RNA, 976 nt
Organism: Tribolium castaneum (red flour beetle)
Lineage: Eukaryota; Metazoa; Arthropoda; Insecta; Coleoptera; Tenebrionidae
Exons: 5
Coding region: 105-509 (134 amino acids)
Biological process (GO): positive regulation of voltage-gated potassium channel activity; sleep; regulation of synaptic transmission, cholinergic
Source: RefSeq, a predicted model, not a curated record